Pelobates cultripes (western spadefoot toad) is the source of this 186-nucleotide messenger RNA. The record is from the annotation of a GenBank genome assembly. Lineage: Eukaryota; Metazoa; Chordata; Amphibia; Anura; Pelobatidae.
GUGACUAAUGAGAUCAAGAAGGAGAUGGCUGAGAUGGGUGAAAGAACCAAUAGUUUAGAAGCUCGCUCGGAUAAAAUCUGCCAUGCACAGAACAAACUAGCGGAGAGUAUAGCUUCCCAUACCGAUGAAUGCAAGUUACUAAAGAGGAAAUUGGCGGAUCUGGAGGACCGCUCAAGGUGGAGUAAC